Molecule: messenger RNA, 1676 nt
Organism: Cylicocyclus nassatus
Lineage: Eukaryota; Metazoa; Nematoda; Chromadorea; Rhabditida; Strongylidae
Source: the annotation of a GenBank genome assembly
AUUUUGACCCGCAUGCCCCAAGUUCGCAACCUUUUCCGACCUUUAUGACCAACAACUAUGCGUCAUGCCUUGUGUGAUUCAUGUGAGAAACGAAGAACAUAUGAAGAACCAUAGCUCUGAAACAAAUAAGAGGAAGCCGAAUGUUUUGAGAAUAUCCGAUCCCAUGCACUACGGCACCCAUGCGACCGCCCACUUGUGGCUCCACCCACGUUUUUACGGGCACGUUCCACGACCGACGGGGUUGGAUUAGUUUCCCAUAUCACUCAUCACUAAACACAGCUACAAUGUUACGGUCAAUAUCAAGGAUGCUGUUUUUAUUGGCUAUAAUGACCAGCUAUGCUAGUCCAUGGUGGUUGCUCUCCGAGACUGAUCCUGAACGUAUCGCCUCUUAUCCCUCGGCAUGCUCCGUAGUUCCUGGUCUAAGCGAAGGACAACGAAAUUUAUGUUCGAGACACCCAGAUACAAUGAAGUAUUUGAUUGAUGGCCUGCGAAUGGCAAUCUCAGAAUGCCAGCACGCAUUCCGUAAUCAAGUAUGGAACUGUACACUCACUACACCUGGGGUUGAGGCGACACCGCUGAAGAUUGCUUCGAAAGAAUCCGCUUAUGUCUAUGCAAUCGCUUCGGCUGGUGUGAGUCAUUCAUUGGCGAAGGCUUGUGCAAAAGGUCUUAUUGAAGACUGCGGUUGUGGCCCAACACCAUCAACGGUAUCAAAUACUUUUGUAUGGGCUGGUUGCUCUGACAAUGUACGUUAUGGCAACUCAUUUGGACGAAAAUUCAUCGAUGUCAAUGACAAGGCUCAGGGUGAUGCCAGAGCCCUGAUGAACCUUCAUAACAACCGAGUUGGUCGUCGUCUUCUGGCCACCCGUAUGGGAAAAGAGUGCAAAUGCCAUGGAGUUAGCGGCAGUUGUGUUACUAAAACUUGCUGGAAAGUUGUGCCGAAAUUUGAUGACUUUGCUCAGCUUCUAAAGUACAAAUAUGAAAUGGCUCAACAAGUUACCGUAGCACCUCACGGAACUGCACUGAUGAUUCGAGAACCGAUCUCGGAUAGCAAACGAAGUGGAAGGUAUUUGAAAGACAAGAGCGACAAGCACAAGGCAGCAAAAGGAGAUCUCGUAUAUUUGGAUGCUUCGCCAGAUUACUGCUCAGUGAACACUAGGGGUCGGGACUGUGGAAAUAAUUGCGAUGAAAUCUGUUGUGGCAGAGGCUGGCAUACUGUUCGAGAAAUUGUCGACGAGCCUUGUCAUUGUCGUUUCAUUUGGUGCUGCGAUGUACAAUGUAAAACUUGCAAAAAAAUAGUCGACCGUAAUUUUUGUCGUUAGUUGGCUUGAAGUCUUCUAUCACUCCCUACGCAUCCAUUUUUAUGCCUUUCAUGACACUCAUGUAUUGCCACAUCCAUAUGCUGGUCAUUUCUUUUCUUUCCAGUCGCUAGUAUAACUUGCACUUCUCACCAAUUUUUCUACAUUUUAACGCCGGAUUUCUAUUUAGAAUAUAUAUCUUAAGUAGAUUUUUGAAUGUGCAUGAUGAUAUGCCUUUCCCAAUCACUCAAAUUUUUCAACAUCACGAUCUGAUCAGGAAUCUCAGUUACUUUUCCUACUUCUCAUAGGGAACGCUUUAGGUUUGUACAUAUUAAUAUUGAUUAUUGAAUGCUUCUAAUAAUAAAAGAUAUCAGUCGUAGC